Messenger RNA from Prorocentrum cordatum, 2202 nucleotides. The record is from the annotation of a GenBank genome assembly. NCBI's taxonomy places the organism in Eukaryota, Dinophyceae, Prorocentrales, Prorocentraceae.
AUGGGCAAGAGGGCGGGCGACGCGGGGGCCCCGUCGCCUGCGAAGAAGCUCCUCGAGACGGAACGCGCGUCGAUGCAUCAGGGCCACGUCAAGGAGUGGGCGCGCCAAGCGAAGCACUACGUCGACCAUAGUUUGCUCAGCUUCCUGGGGCAGCGCAAGCGCGAGGUGUCCUUCGCGGUGCCCGCCAAGUGUUCUUUGCUUCCGCCGUUGGCCAUCACUGAUGCUGCCGCUGGCGCAAACCUCAGUUCGCUUCGCGAGGUCAUGGACUACGACAACCUGGUUGCGAGCUUCUCCCGCACCAAGGAGUGCGAGGCAGCGGGGGCGGCGCGCACGUUGGACCCGACUUGCUCGGAUAUCGACGACGUCACUGUACGCCAGCUCGAGGGCGCCAUGGGCGCGUGGUCAGACGAGGCGCACCCCCUCUCCUCCAAGCACGCGCCCUCGCGGCGCCUCUCCUUCGACGUGCCCAUCCCCGCUCUGGCGGUCGACGCCAAGGUCGCCCAGCGGCUUGAGCCUAACAAGCCUGGAGCUUGCUCGACAGAGGCUCUGACCACGCUCGCGGAGCGCGCGGCGGCCAUCACGCGGCGCGCUGCCAUGGGCGAGGCGCUCCAGCAAUCCAUCGAAGACCGCGCGCGGCAUCUGUUCAACGCCGCGUUGUCCGUGCCCAUCAGGAUGCGCUUGCUGCCCGAUGGUCUGCGCCCUUUCGUCCUCGACGGCGCCUGCAGUUCGGCUUUCGCGCUGGCCGAAGCGCAUUUCCCAGAGCUUCGCGAAUCUGCGCUUCUCAUGGGGAUCGGCUUCGCCUGCUCCACGAGGGCUGUCUCUGACGCCAAGGCCAGGGAAUUGUUCGUUGUCGUCGUGAACAGCAUCCGCGCGGCCCGCUGGGCGGGCGACGCCCCGAAGGGCGAGGAACUGCCCGCGAGCCGGGUCAUCGGGCGCGACGGGAAGACGCCAGCGAUGCCCCGCGCUCUCUUCAAGAAAAAGGAGCUCGUCGAGUACAUCCCCCCCGGGGCGUUUCUCAUGAACAAGGGAGUGGGGAACGACAUGGCGGCAUUUAAGACGCUUCUCCACAUCCCCCAGAAGUUCGCUGCCUCUGGCGCGGAUGGGCCCGUGGCUUCGCACCGCGCGCCCGACUCAGGCGGCGGCGCCGACGGGAUGGAGACAUUGUUUGCGCUCCGCGUGGCUGAGCAUCGGAACGCCGUGGAUGUCAAGACGAAGGAGUUGCAGAACAGCACCACUGGGUUCGUCUGGCACGCGUGCCUCGCCGAGACCAGCCAGUGCGUCGGCGCCAAGCACCGCGACUUCGCGGCCGCGCGCGCGGGCGGGCCGACCCCCGCCGACCCCGAGCUGGAUGCAAAUCUCGGCUUGCCGGGGAUGUCCGAGCUCGGGGACGAGCAAAAGGAAGAGCUCCAGAAGCUCCAGGGGCAGCCCAAGCAGCUCCGCAGGAAAGCUGUGAAGUUCGUAAGUUUGCCGUCUGUCGGCGCUGCCUCUGGCGCGGAGUACGCAGUGGCGCAGAUGCAGAGCUUGUGGGAUGCGCUCAGCCUCGGGCACCGCUUCGGGGGGAAGAAGAACGACGUUCGCGCGUUCAUCCUCUCAGCGGAGCUGUUCCCGCCCAACGUCGCCAAGCAAGGCGGCAAGGCGAGGAUGAGCGAGCAGAUGGCGCGCGACGAGGCGAAGUUCAAGCGCGUCACCGGGUUCUUCUUGCAGAAGAGGCAGAGCGAUGAUAUCCCCAUCUUCCUCGACGGCAGGAGCCGCGCGAACCGCAGGGCCAUUGAGUCCUUUGAGGCGAAGUGGGAGUCAGGAGGCACCCGCGCGCACGUCGGGCGCUGGUUCGCGCACGAGCAACCGACGAAGAAGGAGGACCCGCGGUCCGCAGCCAGGGCGUCGAGCUACACGAACAACAGGGAGACGGCCAUUUUCUCGACGCCACUCAAGGGCCCGCCGCGGAAAGUGGCGCACCGUGCGGGGUUCAACGCGCGCGGCGAGUCCUCGACCGCAGACGCGUCAUACAGCGGUAUCCCAAUGCGGCGUUUCUCCGAGCUCCCUCUCAUGGACCACGAGACGAAGACGAGCAUCUUGGGAGCUGCAUCUUGCGCUAGCGCUGACGGGGGGCCUCCGCGCCUGCAGGGGGACAUCGGCUCGAAGGGCCACCCGUUCUCGCACAGCGAGGUGGAGCCGCUCAGCUUGUGGCAGACUCUCGUGUAG